Messenger RNA from Zychaea mexicana, 1606 nucleotides. RefSeq lists its product as uncharacterized. Bases 85 to 1350 code for a protein of 421 amino acids. Gene Ontology annotation, biological process: cellular response to starvation; regulation of DNA-templated transcription. Gene Ontology annotation, cellular component: nucleus. Gene Ontology annotation, molecular function: DNA-binding transcription factor activity, RNA polymerase II-specific; RNA polymerase II transcription regulatory region sequence-specific DNA binding; zinc ion binding. The record is from RefSeq and is a predicted model, not a curated record. The transcript is spliced from 4 exons. Lineage: Eukaryota; Fungi; Mucoromycota; Mucoromycetes; Mucorales; Lichtheimiaceae.
UCGACUUGCAAACGCCAUCUGUUCCAUUGCUCCUUGUGUUUAUCAUUUGUGAUUCGAAAAGAAUAAGAUAGAAACUUAAACGCCAUGCAGUUCGUCCAUACCCCGUUCUAUUCUAGCUAUGCAAACGCUUCGCAACAGCAAGCUCUGCAACAGCAGCAACAGCCGCAACAACAGCAACAACAGCCGCAACAGCAGCAACACUCGCCACACUCGUCCCAAUCGCCGGCACCAUCAGCCGCACAAGUGGACCAGCACCAGCAAGCUCAACCGCAACCUUUGGGUUUGCCUACAGCUUUACCCGGUUUUGCCCAAGCGGGUCUCCAAGCAGUUGCUACAGAGUUGAACGCUCAGGGCAAGCCAAAGCGGAAGCAAGUGAAGAAUGCCUGUGUCAACUGUCAAAAGGCGUGUAAGAAAUGUGACGAUGGUAGACCCUGCCAGCGCUGUGUCAAGUACGGUCUGACGGAUUCGUGCCAAAACUCGGUUCGUAAGGAGCGCAAGAAGGGCAUCAAGCGCGGUCCAUACAAGAAGAGAAAGCAGGAUGGCUCCUCGUCCACCGAUGGCUCCACUUCGUCUGCUCAAAAUGUGUCUGGCGCUGCUGCCUUGCCCGGCGCCCUCUAUGCCCAGUCCUCGCCGGCCUCCUCUGGCGUCCGAACGAACGGCGUGCUUGCCUACCAGCCCUUCCAAUCCGGAACCUACGAUGCCUUCCAUGCUGCUGCCGUGAGCUACCAAACCUCGACUCCCAUGAUGCCACAUGCGUACAUGGUCCCCGCUGCGAUGCAACAGAUGUACCCUGCCAACUCGAUACUGUCAUACCAGGCCGCCAUGAACGUGUUUCAACAGCAGCAACAGCAGCAACAGCACGGCCAGUCUUCGCCUAACAUCUACGGUGGUUUCCGACAAGACAACCCACAGGCUACCCAGCAGCCUCAGGACCAGCAAGCAGAUGGCCAGCAACAGCACCGAUCGCACGAAGGCAGCCCCGCUACGCCAACCGGUGUCAGCACGCCCAACAUCAAGUCCGAGAAUGCAGCCACCGAAUCGGAUGACGAAGGAUCCAAGUUGAACAUCCUGUCGCAGCUGUGCAGUGCCGUUCUGGAUCGCGCUCCCGAACCUGCAAAACAGGAGGAGCAGCCGUCACAGACCUCUUCUGAGCAGCCACAACAGACGACGCAAGAACAAGAACCGCAACCACAGCAGCAGCAGGAAACAACUCAGCAAGAAUCUCCAGCAGUAACAGGCGAGGCAGCAUCCAGCCUGCACCAGAGCACGCCACCACCAAGCCGAGAUCACUCACGAGAAGUGUCGAAUGAGGAGGAAGUGAAAGCAGAAGGGUACGUGCAAUUGUUGUAGAACCAAACUUUAUCUUUCGAAAUCUCGGGAAAAGUAUGAAGAAUUCGCUUACACAAAUCUCAACAUAGUGCCUCGUACCAGUAACAGUCCAUCAUCAAGUCAUAACAAACAACAACCCCUACUACCAUUACAACAACAACAACAACAACAACAGCAGCAGCGGUGGCAGCAAGGAAAAGAACAUUCGCUUGUUUUUUCUUUGAUCCAAAAAUACAUUUCAGCAAAUAUUUCUUCUGUUAUCUUCUUCCUUCAUCUA